CGCGGGGCGACUCAGCUUCUCCCCGGAACAGGUGGUUGCCAGUCAUGCGUCUCCCAACCCUCCUCCUGCUGCUGCUCUCCGGGGCCCCGGCCGUGACCGAGACCUGGGCGGGCUCCCACUCCCUGAGGUUUUUGCUCACUGUCACGUCCCGGCCCGGCCGCGGGGAGCCCCGGUACGUGGAAGUCGGCUACGUGGACGACACGCAGUUCGCGCGGUUCGACAGCGACUCUGUCAGUCUGAGGUACGAGCCGCGGGCGCCGUGGAGGGGGCGGGAGGGGCCGGAGUACUGGAACCGGCUGACGCGGAACGCCAAGGACAGCGCACAGACUCUCCGAGGGAAGCUGAACGAAGUGCGCGGCUACUACAACCAGAGCGAGGCAGGGUCUCACACCAUCCAGAGAAUGUACGGCUGCGACGUGGGGCCUGAUGGGCGCUUCCUGCGCGGGUACUUUCGUGAGGCCUACGACGGCGCGGAUUACAUCGCCCUGAACGAGGACCUGCGCUCCUGGACCGCGGCGGACACGACGGCGCAGAUCACCCGCCGCAAGUGGGAGGCGGCCGAUGCGGCGGAGCGGUGGCGAAACUACCUGGAGGGCACCUGCGUGGAGUCCCUGCGCAGGCACCUGGAGCACGGGAAGGAGACGCUGCAGCGCGCAGAACCCCCCGACACACAUGUGACCCGCCACCCCAUCUCUGACCAUGAUGUCACCCUGAGGUGUUGGGCCCUGGGCUUCUACCCUGCGGAGAUCACCCUGACCUGGCACCACGAUGGGGAGGACCUGACCCAGGACACAGAGCUUGUGGAGACCAGGCCUGCAGGAAAUGGGACCUUCCAGAAGUGGGCGGCUGUGAAGGUGCCUCCUGGACAGGAGCAGAGAUACACCUGCCAUGUGCAGCAUGAGGGGCUGCCCAAGCCCAUCACCUUGAGAUGGGAGCUGCCGCCUGAGGCCCCCAUCCCCAUCAUGGGCACCAUUGCUGGCCUGGUUCUCUUUGUGGUCACUGGAGCUGUGGUGGUGGGAGCUUUGAUGUGGAGGAAGAAGCACUAAGGAGGGAAAGGACCAGGCUACUCUCAUGCUGCAGGUAAGUGUGGAGGGAGUGAUCCCUGAGACCCUGAGAUAGUGUAGACAGAGCCCGACGGGGAGCCCGCCCACCCCGUAGCUCCUCCUUUAGUCUCCUCUCCGGUGGGCUCUGACCACGGCCUGUUUGUUCUACCCCAGGCAAUGACAGUGCUCUGUGCUCUGAUGUGUCUUUCAUGGCUCCUAAAUGUGAGACCCUGGAGGGCCCCAAGUAGGGAGGGGUUGGGGCCGAGGGGACAUGACUGGGUUAUGAGGAUUGUUUGAAUGGGACAGUAUAGCAUUUAGUGGGCUGUGGAGACGUCAACAUUUACAUGAUUGACCUGAAUUUGUUCAUGAUUAUUUUCUUUCACAGUGUGAACCAGUUGCCUUGUGGGGGACUGAGUGAUGCAAGAUUUGUUCACACUCCCACUUUUUUUUUUUAUUUAUUUGACAGAGAGAGUGAGAGAGUACAAGCAGAGGGAGCAGUAGUGGGAGAGGAAGAAGCAGACUUCCCGCUGAGCAGGGAGCCUGACUCGGGGCUUGAUCCCAGGACCCUGAGAUCAUGACCUGAGCCGAAGGCAGACGCUUAACCAUCUGAGCCACCCAAGUGCCUCACACUCCUACUUUUUUUUUUUUUUUUUUUUUGACAUCAAGAGCCCGGAAUGUCUCUAUCUGCUAACGGUGUCUGAAUGUGUCUGUGUUCCUAUUAGCAUAAUGUGAGGAGUGGGGAAACUGGCCCACCCCUACCCAUCAUUACCUCUCCCCAAAAUGACCUAUGCUCUCUUCCCUGAUCUGCUUUCCUGUUCCAGCAGAGAUGGGACUAGGUCAUCUCCAUCCCUGUCUUUACUUCAUGUUUGAGAAGUAAUAUUUUACUUCUCUACUGAAAAUCUGGAUAUUUGUUUUCUGUUCUUGUCAUAUAGGACUAAGGUGUUAAUAAAGGUAGUAAAGGAGAAGACUCCUAAAGUUGAGAUGGGAAAUAAAUGGAAGCGGAGAACCUUCCAGAAGCUG
Callorhinus ursinus (northern fur seal) is the source of this 2063-nucleotide messenger RNA. RefSeq names its product HLA class I histocompatibility antigen, A alpha chain. The record is from RefSeq and is a predicted model, not a curated record. NCBI's taxonomy places the organism in Eukaryota, Metazoa, Chordata, Mammalia, Carnivora, Otariidae. Gene Ontology annotation, molecular function: signaling receptor binding; peptide antigen binding. Gene Ontology annotation, biological process: antigen processing and presentation of endogenous peptide antigen via MHC class Ib; positive regulation of T cell mediated cytotoxicity; immune response. Gene Ontology annotation, cellular component: external side of plasma membrane.